Molecule: messenger RNA, 3391 nt
Organism: Brassica rapa (field mustard)
Lineage: Eukaryota; Viridiplantae; Streptophyta; Magnoliopsida; Brassicales; Brassicaceae
Product: transcription factor MYB1R1
Biological process (GO): response to ethylene; response to gibberellin
Molecular function (GO): DNA binding
Source: RefSeq, a predicted model, not a curated record
GAAUCACUACAACAUAUAUACAACUCUUAUAAGGACGGUAUUGUGAUAGGAUCCGAAAUUUACGAAUAUAUCUCUUACAUAAGAUUAAAAAAUAUUUACUUGAUUCUUUUUGUCAAUUUUACUAAAUAAUAUAAAUUUAUAAAUUAAAUUUUCUAAAAAAAUAUUUUUACAAACUAUUUUGUUUUUUUUUUAAGAUUUUUAUUUUGCACAUGUGGCAUUCUCGUCUGCAAAAUUGGCUGACAUAACAUCUACAUCAUUAAAAUUAUAUGACAUGACAUUUGUUGUGGCGACUGAUGUAUGAUUUCGCCAUAAAGAUAAAGAACAUUUAUGUAAUUUGAAAUUUUCGAGAGUUGAAGUAUGUUUUUGCACGGUGGUAUAAGUCGGGUUUGAAUUAAACAUAUUGUGAUAUGUUGGUUACGAAAUGACCAUUUUUCCGGCUCUGGUCCUGAUCUAAAUGCUUAUGUAAUAUAUUAUUGAAGCUUCAGUUACAAAUGCAAAGGAUCUAUCAGUCAAGAUUCUCUAGUUGAAGCUCUAGUGUUUGCUUAUGACCUCAUCUGAUUCUCGGUCACUAUCUCCGACUCCACAUCUAACAUAUUGCACACCAAUGACGCACUGGUCUGAGUUUAAAUUGGAACAUAACAACUCCACCCAGAAUAAAAAGAAACUGGUCAUCGUGCAAAACUCUUCUUGUUCUUCUCCUCUCUAUAUAUCUCAUAUUUGUGUAUAUUUUCGGAUUUUGGAAACGUCACUCAAGCUACUCAUCCAAAUUGCUAAAAAGAAAGUAGACAGGAAAGCUCUUCCUUAGUGCUUCACACACUACACUAGUACACUUAGGUCUCCACUUUGUGUGCAUAAAAGUAAUGGUGGCUUUGCUUUCUAACCGAUGUUAGUGCCUUGUGUGUUCCUGUUGUCUUCCAAAAACUAUGGGUAUAUAGUUCUUCCAAAACUAUGGGUAUAAAUCUUUAAAUUUAUUCCUAUGAAUCUAAAAUCAAAUAAAUAAUGACAUUAUAUAAAUCUAAUCAUUUGCUUAUACGUCAAAUCACAUCCUAACGUUCUUCUAAAAGAAUUCACAUAGUCGAAUUAGUUCCUAACACCGUCUUAUGACUAAUUUUAGACAAUAAAUCCGACUAACAUAUCAUAUUUUUGGUUAAAAAUCAUUUUGGUUUAUAAACUUUAUAUAUAACUGUGUACAUUUAGUUUCCUGAUAUUAUUGUAUGUUGAAAUUAAAAGUUAAAAUUUUUAAAGGAAUUACUUGUAACGUCUUUUAAGAAAAACCCAUAGAUCAACAAGAUAUGGUUCUUUAUAAAAAUAAAGUACAAUGGUUUAGCUGUAAAAAUAUAUUAUAAGAGCAGAGAGUACACAGAAUCAUUUCAGAAGGUGACUAUUUUUCUAAGAUCAAGUUGCAUGCGCUUAGGAGGGGACAUUGAGUUGACCUGAUUGGUAUAGUACACUAUAAACCUACACUUUUAUCAUGUUAAAGCACCAUCGAUGUAAUUGUAUUUAACUGUGUACAGAGACAUGCAGGUAACUAAUAAAGACAAAUUAGACACGUGGCAUAUAAUACCAUCAUAGCAGCUACAACAUGUAAUUGUUUAACAAAGGAACCACCUGCCUUUUGGCUUAUAAAACUCAUCAAGAAGGCAUUUCACACACACCACACCACUCCAUUGCUAUUGCUCUGUACUUUUGAUUCCUUGCGGUGAAAGAGGGAGCGCGUGGAAUAUCAUGGCCGACGGUAGUAACACGGUCGCGUGCGGCAUAAGUAAAGAGAUUAUGCUGUUCGGUGUUAGGGUUGUGCUUGACCCUAUGAGAAAGAGCGUGAGUUUGAACAACUUGUCUGAUUAUAAGCAGACGGAUGAGAUCCUAAAGAUCGGUGGCGAGGAUGGAGAUAGACAAGAUAAGAACAAAACCAACUCCUGUUACGCUUCCGCGGAUGAAGCUGUUCCGGUUUCUUCUAAUCGUGAGAGGAAACGAGGAGUCCCAUGGAGUGAGGAAGAGCACAAGCUGUUCUUGCUUGGGCUGGAGAAAGUAGGAAAAGGAAAUUGGAAAGGAAUAUCUCAAAAAUUUGUCAAGACCAGAACGUCUACUCAAGUAGCUAGUCAUGCUCAGAAAUACUUUCUCCGGCGAAGUAAUCUCAACCGUCGCCGCCGGAGAAGAUCUAGCCUUUUUGACAUGACAAUUCCUACGGUCAUGCCCAUGGAAGAAGUGCAGGAGAACACAUCACAACCAUCUUCUCUUGUACCAGAAGUUAACCUGGUCCCAUUUACUUUGCAAGCUAGUCCUGAACCGAUCUCUCUCAGCCUCUCACUAGCCUUAUCCAAUAUAAAUGAGCCAUCUUCUUCUUCUUCUUCUUCUUCAAGACAUUCAGCAUUCAACACCAUUGGAGUCGCUUAAUGCAAAUCCCAAAAGGUGAAUCUGCAACACACACACACAUCUUGUUUGUUUCUCUCUUGUACAGAUAAGACUUGACUUUGUUGUAUUUUAAUCAAAUUUAUGUAUUUGGCUGAAAAGAUGUGUAGUAAAGAAGAAUAAUAGACUUAGGAGUUUGAAGAAUUGUAAGUGUGUUUUUAGGGUUUCCACCACCUUCAUCUUUUCUGUUUUUUUUUUUCCUUACAUGUUUGGAAGUUGUUGUAAUACUAUCUGGUAUGGUUUGUUUCAUUCAUGUUCUCUCAGUCAAAAUCAUAGUCUUAGUUGCUUCUCCAUGUGGCCAUCUCAAUCAAUCUUUGGUGAUUCAUGGGGGUUUAUAAUAAGAUAUCUGGUUUUUCAGGAUAAGAUAUUUGUAGGAUUUGUAGAUUAUUCAUUAUCUUGAAUGAUUCCAAUAUGUCACAUUUUAUUGGUCACUUCUAUUAUAGUGGAGCUUUUUCAUUACCCAUCAAAAAUCCAGAUUCUUUUUAUAAAUUUUUAGUGUGGGAUGAUUAGGUACAUUACCUGUUUCCUAACCAAAUAAUCUUCCAAUCACAGAACAUGAUCCCCAUUCACUAAUCAACCAAUCUUACAACAGCAUACAUACAUGUAUGAGUCAAAUGUGUGUGUGUGUGUGUUGGCAUGUCCUCUGUUUCUUUCGUGUACAGUUGUAUUCAGUCUCCCAGCCCAUAAAUAGAAACACAUUCAUAAACAAAACAAAAAGAGUGUGCGAGAGAUCUUCUUGCUCAAUUUGAUCUCGUAUAAUUAUUCAACUGCUCUGUAUCUUCUAUCGAAGCCCACACUAAAAAGACCCACUUAUGAUCCAUUAAGAAGUCUCAAUAGUUUAUGACUUUAUGUAUUAGGGUUUCUAGAUUGAUAUAAAUAUGUUGUUAGAUGUUCUUUGGUUGGAAUUUUGGCUGCCUAUAGUUGCAGCCUUCUUUAAACUUUUUAUGAGAUCAAUCAAACUGUUUUAGAUUCUUGGUGACAA